CCGUUAGAUGUCUGUUAAGUGGUGUGAGGAUAUGACCAAUCCAGACAGCGGAGACCAGCUGACUAACUCUGAUGAUUUCUGUGAUCGGAGCUUCUUCGAGGGAAAGAAAGUCCAACAAGAAACCGGGGAGGCUGGAUGGGGUCUCUUGACCCACAAGAUUCAUGUUAGCUUCAAGAGCUAAUCAAGGCCUCUGGAUUUGAGCGAAACUGGUCUGAAGAAGCCAACUGAUCCCCAAUAAGGUAGAGCAGGAUUUUACAUUGAAACAUGUGCAAAGUUCUUUGAGUAAGUUUAGAUUGAAACAUAUAAAAAAACCGCUGAGUUAUUGUUUUUGUUGUGGCCAUGGCACUGGCUUUGGUUGGAGGGGCUGCCAUAGGAGCACUCUUUGGAGCGCUGUAUGAUGUCGUUAAGGAAUCGAUGGGCAGGACUGUUUUGCAGUAUAAACCCCUCCUUGGAGAUCUUAAAUUCACUCUAGAAUCUCUACGGCCGCGCAUCGUCCAACAGAUAGGAGAUCAUAAUGUGGAGUUAGGCCUCCCGAACGACGAUAUCGAGAGCCUACAAAGACAAAUGGAGGAGGGCAUAGUGCUUGUUAGGAAGCUGUCAAAUAUUGGUAUGUGGAAUUGUUAUGCAUGGGGCAGCUGCUGCAACUGCACAAAGCCUAGUUACAGCGACCAACUUGUUGACUUGGAUAGGUCUCUUAGAAUACUGUUAGAGAUAUUGAAGCUGCAGGAAGCAAGGGAUGUGAAGGAGGUCUUGCUUUUGGCUAGGAAGAUCCAUGACAAACAAGAUGAAUUGGAAAGAAGAAUGUCAGAUUUGCUGAAAGUCCAGCAGGAAGCAGGGGAUGUGGGAGGGUCUUCAGGAAGCAACACAGGCACGACGAUACAGCAAGGAAACGAAGGGAAUGGAGGGCAUCAAGUGGCGCCAUUAGGCGGAGUAGGAGGGGCUGCUACUCUAGGAGCAGUGUUUGGAGUGUUGUUUGAUACCGUUGCGCGAGUGAAGGACAAGACUAUGAUGCUUAAACGCCCUCUCGAAGAUGUCAAAUCCACGCUAGACUCGUUAAAACCACUAAUAGAAGAAAUAGCAGCGUAUAACAAGGUAUUGAAUCUCCCAAAGGAGGAAUUAGAAAAGGUUAGCUUUCAAAUGGAAGAGGGUGUGGAGCUACUUCACAAGUGCUCCAAGGUUCGUCAGUGGACUAGCUGCAAAAGGUAUGAAUAUGCAAACAAACUUCUUGGAUUGGACGAAUCACUUCAACGAUUGUUAAAUAUAUUGAGAGUGCAAUUAGCAAGGGAUGUGAGGGAGAGCUUGGUUUCCGUAAGUAAAAUAGAGAAGGUGAUUGAUCAAAUUGAAGAGAGUGGUACGGUACAAUUACAGAAUCAUCCAACUGAAAUUGAAGAUUCAUGUGAUGUACUUGAACACCCACAGCCUGAAGUUGGAUUGAGUGUGCAGGGAACAAGGGAUGUGAAUGAGACAUUGGAUUCGGCAGCAAAAAUAGAGGUCGGUGUGAAGCGAAUCGAAGGUAGUGGAGAUGUACAAGGUCAAACUGACAUGGGAAUAGGUGAACCUAAGUUGCCUACACUUGAAGCUCCGGAUGCUGAAAAUGAGGUGACUGAAUAUGUACCUUCAAUGGUUACAAUUGGCUUGGAUGUGCUCUUGAGGGAGUUGAAGAGGGAGCUUCUUAAGGAUGAGGUGUCAGCGCUUGUGCUAACCGGGCCUCGGGGAUGCGGCAAAACCAAAUUGGCAAACAAAAUUUGUCAAGAUAAGGAAGUUACAGAUAUAUUCAAGAACAAUAUCUUCUUUGUUCGUGUUUCGAAAAGGCCCAACUUGAGAGUUAUUGUACGAAAGCUAUAUCAACAGAUUAAACACAAGGGUUCUCAGAUACCUGAGUUGCAAGAGGACACAAUUGCACUAAAGUGGCUGCAAGUAUUUCUUAAGGAAACAGGACAGCACCCUUCACUGUUGGUCCUGGAUGAUGUUUGGCCUGGAUCAGAACCCAUUCUUGACAAGUUUGAUAAUUUCAAAACAUCAAAUUACAAGAUUCUAGUGACAUCAAGAUCUGAAUUUCCGACAUUUGGUUCUCCAUAUUAUUUGCAAUCAAUUUAUGAUGAAGGCACCAUGACUCUUUCUCAUCAUUCCCGCGCAUACUCCUUUGAAUCGUUGGACGAUGAAGACUUGGUAUCUGUUUCUCCCGCACCUUCCUUCACAGCAAUGGAUGACGAUCCAACUGCUUACUUUCGUGAUUUCUCCACAUCCUACCUGGAAGACAAAAUCUCUCAUGUUUCAGAAGAUGCUUACCCUAUGGCUCAUUUUCAUGAUUCCUCUGCAUCCACCGCAAGAGAUAGAAGCUCUUAUGUUUCAAGGGAUGUUGGGACAAAGUUUCCUCUUGGCAAUCCUGUCAAGUCUACACAGACAUAUAUGCAGCAGAAGUUGGAACUGAAGGUGAGUGCUGAUGACAAAACAAUGAAGAAAGUCAUGAAAGCUGUCUGUGCCAUAAAGGGGGUUAGUUCGACCAGUUGGGAUGCGAAGAACCAAAAGCUAACAGUGGUAGGACAGUUGGAUCCAGCGCUAAUAGCGACUAAGUUGAGGAAGAUAGUUUCUAAAACAGAGGUGAUAUCAGUUGGCCCAGCCGAGGAAGAAAUAAAAGAAGAUAAGAAAGAGAGAAAUCUUACUAUGAAAGAGAAAAUGGAAGACAACAAAGAAGAAAAUAAAGAGAAAAUUUUUACUAGGAAAGAGAGAAGGUGAUAAAGGAUACUAUAAUCUUGUUUGUACCAUUGGGUACAGCCUGCAGCAUUUUGCGUGAAUUAAUUUCGGAUCAAGGACUCGGCAUCUUCGUACUGAUGAAAGGAACUAAACGAGCAAGCAUCCAAUGGUGCUUCUGCUUCAUAUGCCAAGAAUGUUAGAGUUUUAUGAUCAGAUACGUACGGUUUUGAUCGAUGCUGUAAAGGUUCAGAAAGGUAGGUAGGGUUCCAGUCCUGAUUGUAUGGUUCAUGAAGUAGCUCAGCAAUGAACUCUGCUAUCUCGUAUAAAUAGAAAACUUUUAGUUUGCCAAGCAUUUGUUCCUUGUCUGAGUUGUCUCUUGUGGACAAAUUCCAAAGAAAGGGUACACAGCAAAACAGAAAAUAGUUAACUGGUGUACUUCCUGCUAGGGUGUUUUUAAUUUCCUUUUGUUCUAUAAUAUUCAUUUGAUUCUUGUCAUUUUUUAACUUUUGUAAAUCCAUUUGCUUUUAGGUUUAUAUCUGCUGUGAUUA
Prunus persica (peach) is the source of this 3242-nucleotide messenger RNA. RefSeq lists its product as uncharacterized. Gene Ontology annotation, molecular function: ADP binding; metal ion binding. NCBI's taxonomy places the organism in Eukaryota, Viridiplantae, Streptophyta, Magnoliopsida, Rosales, Rosaceae. Bases 340 to 2736 code for a protein of 798 amino acids. The transcript has 3 exons. Gene Ontology annotation, biological process: defense response to fungus. The record is from RefSeq and is a predicted model, not a curated record.